Molecule: messenger RNA, 471 nt
Organism: Debaryomyces hansenii CBS767
Lineage: Eukaryota; Fungi; Ascomycota; Pichiomycetes; Serinales; Debaryomycetaceae
Product: DEHA2E00418p
Exons: 1
Coding region: 1-471 (156 amino acids)
Source: RefSeq, a predicted model, not a curated record
AUGAAGUUUUAUGAUAUAAUACCAAUAAAUGUUCUCAAGAAUAAUGGUAAUGGUGCAAAAUCAAUGUUUUUUUCUAAAGCAUAUAAUCCGUCUAUUGCCCUGCGAGAGGGACUUAGUUAUUUCGUCUUUGAAAUAUCAGAUCCGAGUUUUACAUUACGAAUCUUUCACAUACCUAAAAAAAUAUCAAAGAUAAUGAAGUUCGUUACGUUCUUAUUAUUUUUCUUAGUGUCCACCUAUGCAUCUAAUUUUCCAACUAAACAAGAAAUUGCCAAUACGGGGGACUUACCUCGUGUAACUAUACUAAUCAGUAACAUAUCGAAAGAGGCAGAGGGAUAUUUAAGUGGUGGCAACGGUAAUAAAAUGCCAGAUGAGCUAUUUAAAACAUCAGUGGUAACGGACGAGUUCAAGCAGAUGAUACAGAGUUUCGGAAGGGACAACAGAUUAGACCCGUUUGCAUUUGACUUUAAAUAG